This is a messenger RNA of Lachnellula hyalina, 1086 nucleotides long. RefSeq names its product Peroxisomal membrane protein (gene PEX14). The record is from RefSeq and is a predicted model, not a curated record. The transcript has 3 exons. Gene Ontology annotation, molecular function: signaling receptor binding. Gene Ontology annotation, biological process: protein import into peroxisome matrix, docking. The coding region runs from base 1 to 1086 and encodes 361 amino acids. NCBI's taxonomy places the organism in Eukaryota, Fungi, Ascomycota, Leotiomycetes, Helotiales, Lachnaceae. Gene Ontology annotation, cellular component: peroxisomal importomer complex; peroxisomal membrane.
AUGGCUAUCCGUGAAGAUCUUAUUUCGUCUGCUGUAAUUCUUCAAGAUCCAAGUGUUGCAGGCUCACCAAUCGAGAACCGAGUAGCUUUCUUGCAGUCGAAGAACCUAACGCAGGAGGAGGUUGACACAGCACUUGCGAGAGCUGGCGGCGAAUCCCCUCCGGCGCCAGCGAAUCUUUCGAAUUAUGCGCCCCAACAAGUAGCAAGGCAGCCUCAGCCUGGAUAUGGAGGAUAUCAGCAACACGCAUGGCAACAGCCGCCACCGCCAGAAGUACCGCAGAGAGACUGGAGGGACUGGUUCAUAAUGGCAACGGUGAUGGGAGGGGUUGGAUACGGAUUAUAUUUUGUCGCAAAGCGCUACGUUUAUCCAAUAAUCGCCCCACCUACGGAACCACAACUACAGCAAGAUAAACAAGCUAUCGACGAGCAGUUCGAGAAAGCAUUUGGUCUUCUAGACCAGCUGUCAAAAGAUACCGAGGAACUGAAAACGUCCGAGAAAACCCGGACGGAACGAUUAGACGUUGCUUUGACAGAAGUUGAGACCGUUAUCGGCGAAUUGAAAUCUGCAAGCCGAAGAAGGGAGGAUGAAUCGCGGCGGAUGGGUGAUGAAGUACGAGGUCUUAAGGAUUUAAUACCUAAGGCGAUGGAUGCACAGAAGGAAACAACAGAUUCGAGACUGAAGGAUCUUAAUACUGAGUUGAAGAGUUUAAAGACGUUGAUGGGACAAAGAAUGAACCCAUCUGGAUCUGGAUCCGCAACAUCAGGGUCGGCUUAUGGUCGAGCAUCAGCUGCCGCUACUUCUAACCCUACGCCGACGAUGACAACGGCGACUCCUAGUAGCAGUGUCAACGGAGGCUCUACUGGCGAAAGUGUCGCACCAAAACCAGCUUCUGUUAGUAAUGGUGUAGGGACCGAGUCUGUGGCGUCGCUUCAAGGUAGAAGUGGGACACCUUUCAACACUGGGGCUCCAGCAGGGCGAGCCGCCAUUCCAUCAUGGCAGUUGGCAGCAGGAAAUAAGAGUUCAAGUUCCGUGAACACCACUACUGGAACGGGAAGCGGAUCACAAGAGACGAGUGGGGCGACAUGA